AUGAAAGUUGAAGCCGUGUUUGUCUUGGCUCCCAUGUACAGGGAUAAGGAUGUGAAUAAAAGGAUUAUAAUGAUUUCUGGAUUGUCAUUUAACCUCACGACGGAAUUCAGCUUCCGGUUUGAGAGGGGUAGAGCUGCUGCCCCGCACCAGGAGGGCGCCGGGGCACAGGGCGGCGCCUCUGCGCGAACGCCCGUGAUUCUCGCGUGCCCGAACUGCCCGAAGACCUUCAUCGGCCCCGGACGCCACCAGCUGUACGAGCGCCACGUCAUAGUGCACACGGGGGAGCGGCCGUACAACUGCGCACACUGCAAUUACCGCGCCAACCAGCUGUCCAACCUGCGGCGCCAUAUCAGGAACAUCCACCAGGGCCCGCAGGCGCAGGCUGGGGACAACAACCAGCGCCUUUACGGCGGCGCCCUGGGCAGCCAGGGGCACCCGGCCAGGUCGGCAGGGGCGUCGAAGGGGAGCACUUGGCGAGCGCGCCCCUGCAGCAGCACUACGCCAGGGAGGGCUUCGAGGGCGCCGUCGGCCAGAGAUGAUAAGAGGCGAGGGCGCGAGGUGCGAGGCGAAGGUCGAGCGAGGCCAAAGCGAGCUCCUCGAGGGCGACCGGCGUCCCUCCGAGCGGCGACUCUGGCGCAGGGCUUGGCUGUGCGGCUGGGCGACGUGGCAGCGCUGGUGUGCCCCGUCUGCGGCAAGUCCUUUGGGGGCCGCAACCGCCGCCAGAUCCUGGAGCGGCACAUCGCGACGCACACGGGCCACAAGCCCUACCCUUGCCCCCACUGCCCGUUCCGCUCGUCGCGCCAGGACACGCUCAAGAUCCACGUGGCCCGGAUGCACCGCGACCUCCUGCCGCGCGACGCCGUCCCCGGGGGCGCGCGGGAGGUGGGCCUGCGGGAGCCACAGGGGAGGGCUCGGACAGGCGGGCCCAGGGUCCUGAGAGACCUCGUGAUCUUCGACCACGGGGCGCCGCUGCUCGAGGCUGCGCAGCAAAGGGACGCCGCGACCCGGGAUGCGCCGCCCGUCGCCGCCCACGCCCAUGACGCUCGGCCCGCCCUGUAACCCGUGCACUUGGACCGGUACUGUAUGACGAGUCGUAGAGAAACCCGUGCAUUUAGGACCCCCCCCCCACCAAAUAUAAAUAAAGCUGAGGAGAGGUCUGGCUCCCAAGGCGAUUCUUAGUUGCAUGAUGUUCACUGAUCCAAAUCCUAGCACUUGCCUCAGAGGACAGACACGUGUACAUGUUGGAGGUGUGUGAGUGGCCCAGGUGAGCUGGCACAGGUGCUAAGGACUGUCUUGGGUGUGUUGCAGGAGCCGAGUGUCGCCCCCGCCGCAUCCCUUGGGGGGGGAGACCCCAACGCCAGCAAGCCCCCCUCCCUUAUCUGCCCGCUGUGCCGGAGGGCCUUCGCCGGGAAGAACCGCCGCCAGCACCUCGAGCACCACAUCUACACCCACACGGGCGAGAAGCCCUUCGCCUGCCUGUACUGCCCCUACCGCUCCAGCCGGAAGGACACGCUGCUCAGCCACCUCAGGAAGUGGCACCCGCACCACCAGAAGGACAGGCCGUAGGGCGGGCCCAGGGGCGUGCACAGGGGCAUGUCGAGGGCCCUGUCCCGCUUGAGGUUCUCCGUGACGGGGGCGAGACUCGUGUGGUUCUCUUUCCUCUGUUGGGUCUGUUUAUAUAUCUCUGUGAAUGGUUACAUGUUAAGAAAAGAAAAUGUGAUAAGACAGCACUUGGAGUGUGAUGUCUCUGUGAGAAAGAAGUGCAAAGAACAUUGCAGAGCGGUCGGAUCUUCUUUUACUUUGAGCUCUCAACAUGAAGCAUUUCUAUCUUUUUAUAUAUCCUACCUUUGUCCGCGUGGUUCAUGCGCAAAGAACGUGACAAGACAGACUGGUGUUCACAACGAUCAGUACGUAAUGUGAUCAGUGGAUGUAAUUAGUGGAAUUACAACAUUGCAAUUCUUUUUUUAUAUAUCUAUACAUAUAUCAGGUUUUCCCCUCUGUACUUACACGUAGCUGUCAUUGUUCGAAUAAUUGAGAAAGAGAAAAAAAAAAACGUUAGAAAUAUGUCAGGUUAAUCAUGAUAUCGUGAUUAAAUUGAUAUUAUUGGAUACAAUUUUUCGGUAUGAUUGUUGAUAUUUCGUUGUACGAUAUAGCUUAAUAAAGAUAGCAUGGAA
Penaeus vannamei (Pacific white shrimp) is the source of this 2174-nucleotide messenger RNA. The record is from RefSeq and is a predicted model, not a curated record. NCBI's taxonomy places the organism in Eukaryota, Metazoa, Arthropoda, Malacostraca, Decapoda, Penaeidae.